Molecule: messenger RNA, 1204 nt
Organism: Aspergillus nidulans FGSC A4
Lineage: Eukaryota; Fungi; Ascomycota; Eurotiomycetes; Eurotiales; Aspergillaceae
Product: TIM-barrel enzyme family protein
Exons: 2
Coding region: 45-884 (279 amino acids)
Source: RefSeq, a predicted model, not a curated record
CUUUUCACUUUUCCAUUCUCUCCUAGUUCACAGAGAGCAAUAAGAUGGCACCACCAACCUCCCGCCCCGAGAUUCUGUCGCGCCUCCGUGCCCAGAUCCAAGCGGGCAAGCCUAUCGUCGGCGCUGGAGCCGGAAUUGGCCUCUCCGCUAAAUCUGUCGAGGCGGGCGGCGGCGAUCUGAUCAUCAUCUACAACAGCGGGCGGUUCCGGAUGGCUGGUCACGGGAGUCUCGCGGGGCUAAUGCCAUACAGCAACGCUAACGAAGUGGUGGUCGAAAUGGCGUCCGAAGUGCUGCCCGUUGUGAAACACACGCCCGUCAUCGCGGGCGUGUGCGGGACAGACCCACUUAGGGACAUCCCUCGUUUUCUCUCCCAGCUGAAGGGGAUGGGGUUUGCCGGGGUGCAGAAUUUCCCAACAGUAGGCCUGAUCGAUGGGCAGUUUCGGGCCAACCUGGAGGAGACGGGGAUGGGGUAUGACAAGGAGGUGGAGAUGGUGAGGGCCGCAAGCGAACUGGGCCUCUUGACGACCCCGUAUGUGUUUAAUGUGGGCGAGGCGGAAGCAAUGGCAAAGGCCGGGGCGGAUAUCCUGGUUGCCCAUAUGGGACUUACAACGUCGGGCACGAUUGGCGCUAAGACGGGCAAAACGCUGGAGCAGUGUGUGGAUGAGAUCCAGGCGAUUCGAGACGUGGCGGUGAAAAUAAACCCAGAUGUGAUCCUGCUGUGCCAUGGGGGACCGAUUGCGAGGCCGGAGGAUGCGAGGUUUAUUCUUGGACGAGUGGCUGGCUUGCAUGGGUUUUAUGGCGCCAGUUCGAUGGAAAGGUUGCCUGUUGAGGUGGCCAUUAAGGAUACAACGGCGGAGUUCAAGAAGAUUGCGUUGAGGCACUAAAACAAAAGCCAUCUACUGGGACAUCAGAGGUUCAUUAGCUAGGCAUGUGCAAGAAUGCAAUGGCUAUAAUUAUCUUAUAGCCCCUCUGGCUCGCAAUGGAGCAUCCUGGAGGCGCCUCAUAUCUACUCAUUGAAAGCCAUCAGGAUCCCUGGGGUCUCAAAUAGCUCAGAAUAAAUUGUCAAGUUCGACGUUCCCACCUGGAAGGCUCUCCCUGAAUCUGCCUGCAUCUCAACUUGGACAGUGGAUGUACCUUAGGCGACCUAAAACCAUAAGUGCGGAAUAACGGCAGUCCUGACGCGCAGAUUUAUAUGCAUUAAAUG